Rubroshorea leprosula is the source of this 1370-nucleotide messenger RNA. Lineage: Eukaryota; Viridiplantae; Streptophyta; Magnoliopsida; Malvales; Dipterocarpaceae. The record is from the annotation of a GenBank genome assembly.
GGUAAUUGAAACCAAUCUCAAGCUUUCUUAUGCUUUCUUUCUAGCAGACCUAACUAUUGCUGACUUAAGCAUCAGAGUGUCUACCCCAAGGACCAACCUUGAGGCCUUAUAGUGCUCUUAACAUCAUGUACUAUUACUGUUUUGAAAGCCUUGGUCUUAAUCUUGCUCUUCUACAGAAGUAUGAUGGCCCCAUCUAUGGGUUUAACAACCAGCCAGUCCCUGUGGAAGGAGUCCUAAGGCUCAAUGUGGCCUUUGGUUUAGAUCAGACCUAUGUAACUCCUUCAAUUUGUUCCCUACACCUAUGGGAAUGGCGACUUUGUAAUCAAGAAAUAGCCAGGCAUUGCUACAUGACCUCUGUUGCUCGACCUCAGAAAGAUAAUGCCAUAACUCAGCCAUCAGAGCUAGCUCGACUAGAAGGCCCAAGUGCCCAACAGGUGAUGGGUGUAGAAUUGCCAAACAAUGGAUCUAAUGAUGAGACUAAAGCCAUCUCGGUGGAAGAGGUGAAGGAAGUGCAGAUUGAUGAUAAUGAUCCCAUCAAAAAGACUUCACAAGUUGAGCACCAAUCUCCUGAAGAAGCUUGUAGCUCAAAAAAGACAUCUGUUUGUGGUGGGUGGUACCAUAAAGUUCACAUGGCACCCGAGGAUGAGGCCAAGGCUUCCUUCUAUGCGAGGGAUGAGAUCUACUAUUAUGUAAUGAUGUUGUUUAGGCUAAAAAAUGCAGGGGUUACAUAUCAAAAAAUGGUGACAAUUGUAUUACGAGCUCAAAUCGGUAGGAACUUGGAAGUCUACGUUGAUGACAUAGUAGUCAAGAGCCUCAAGGUAGAAGACCACCUGGUCGACCUGGCCGACACGUUUGACAACCUAAGGAAGCACAACAUAAGGUUGAAUUUUGCAAAGUGUGUCUUCAGUGUUGAAUCAACCAAAUUCUUGAGAUUUAUGGUUUUUAAGAAGGGGAUAGAGGUUAAUCACGAAAAGAUAAAGGCAAUAGAAGAAAUGAAGCUAUCGAAGUCAAUCAAGGAUGUACAGCACCUAAUUGGACGGGUAGCAGCUUUGCACAAGUUCAUCUCUAAAUCAGCAUAUAAGUGCUUACCUUUUUUCAAAGUCUUGAGGGCUUUUGAUGAGCUCAAAACAUACCUCAACUUGCCACCUCUGCUGACCAAGGCUGAAAAGGGUGAGAUCCUUUAUCUUUACCUUGGCAUAUCUGACAUAACAAUCAGUUCCAUUUUGGUUAGAGAAAUGGGAAAGCAGCAAAGAAUGGUGUACUAUACAAGUAAGAUUUUAUCGAAGCCAGAGUGCUCAGGAAGGCUCAUAAAGUGGGCAGUGGAGCUGGGGGAAUUCUAGAUCACAUUCCAAUAGAAGUCAACAAUUCAA